Molecule: messenger RNA, 2958 nt
Organism: Diaporthe citri
Lineage: Eukaryota; Fungi; Ascomycota; Sordariomycetes; Diaporthales; Diaporthaceae
Exons: 1
Coding region: 1-2958 (985 amino acids)
Molecular function (GO): protein binding
Source: RefSeq, a predicted model, not a curated record
AUGGCACCAUCAUUACAGGACGGCCUGGCUGCCUUCAACGCCUUCCUUCAGGCCAACGUGACCGGUCCUGUUCUCACCCGCGACCAAAUAAACCUAGCGGCUCCCUACUUGGACUCACCAGAGUUCGGCUUGGGAAUCCGGUCGCUGGAUGUGGAUGGCGUCGGAGUCUACCCUUUUAUCCCUCACAUCGAUUUGUUCUGUCUGGCAAGACACGUUAUUGAGAAUGUGGCCUCGGAGUCGGAGUGGGCAGCAGCUCAGGCUCAAGCGGGGUUUCAGGGGCCCUUGAGUCUGGCAUGGAUGAAGCUUAGGCUGUACGUGUGGCACUAUAAGCUCUUCAUCCAGCCAAGCCUGAGCUCCGGGAGUGUCUUCACCAAGAACGUGGGUAUGAGCGAGGUGCCGAGCCUGGUGGAGAAGAUCCAGGAAGGAUUGGCCCGGGUGGAAGGCGACGUCUUGGGCGAGGCGUGGGAAGUCUCCGAGACUGCGUCAAAAUACUCGUCAGAAGACAAGGUGCGAUUCUUGGUGGAGAAGGCCAAUGUUUGCAUCAUGCUGGGCCAAGACGUCAAAGCACGGGAGGCGCUGAAACUCGCCGCGGAGCUCAACGGCUUUGUUUAUGCCCUGUCCGGGGCGCUGGGGAAGAGGACGCGGUUCCAGGAUAAGAGCACUAGCCAGCUCGUGGUGCUUGCUAAAAGUGAUGUCGAAACAUCCAAGGAAGGAGAGGAGGAUGAGGCUCCUCAAGCGCUGCCCCUGAACGACGACACCCUUCUGGAGCAGAUCGAGUUUUCCAAGGACGGAACGGAGGGAAAGCACGGCGAGGAAAACCUAUCAGCCACGGAAUCAACGCUCCCCGUUCAGCUGCGGGACAUCAAGGCCGACCAACAGCCGCAGCUUUCGACCCUCGACCAGAUCAUCCUUCUUACUGAAGCCACACUGAAAGAUGCGUUUUCACCGGCAGACACGCUUACCUCGGAGGAGAUCCUGCCGUUUGCAGUAAGAGUCAUCAAUGACAAGAGCACAAACUGGCAGGUCUACACGCAGGCACUGCUGGUGCGGUCGAGGAUCGAGAUGCAUCACAGCAGGACUGUGGAGAGGGGUGUGCUGCAGAUGCAGGCGGUUAUCGACCAGGUCCUUGUUGACACUGCCGAGAAGGUCACUUCCGGUCAUCAAGGGGACGCGCCAGCCAGGACCGAAAAUACAGAUGUUCCAGCCAUAUCAGUCUCGGUCGCCGACGAAGACCCGAAGGCAAAGCAGGACAGGGAAUCAGCCGCGCCUGUUGAUGAGAAACCAAAGCCUUUCUUCCCUGUUGCCGAAUCAACCGAGUCGGCUUCAGCGGAUGUUAGGCUGCAAUACAUACACGCUCUUUCGUCGCCUCCACGAUGGCAUCUCGAAUCGGAACUGGCUUACGCAUGGACAGGUGUCGGGUCCCUGGUCUCGGCACUCGAGAUCUUCAAACGUCUCAAGCUCUGGGCUGAAGUCGCGCUCUGCCUAGCAAGCAGCGCAACGCUGGACGACGAGGACGGCAGCGGAAGGGGAGGCGGCGGUGAGGAGAAGGCUCGAGCAAUCAUCCGGUGGCGGCUAUUCCACCGUAAAGACGGAGACCCUGCAGCGGCCGACGAAGAACUUGACAAGAACACAGAGAUAUCAACGCUCAAGGCUGAGGACUUUACUGGUCCUGAGAGGACUCCGCCCCAGCCCAAUGCACCAAGGCUGUUCUGCAUCUUGGGCGACAUGGAGUCCGACUCAGCAGUGGCGCAUUACGAGCGCGCGUGGGAGAUCUCGAAGAAUAGGUACGCCCGGGCACAAAAGUCGCUGGGAGAGCAUUAUCUUGCACUGAAGGACUGGCACAAGGCGCGUGAGGCGUACGAUCUGGCCGUGUCUGUAAAUCGGAUCGCGCCAGAGUUAUGGAACCGCCUCGGGGACAUCAACCUCCGGCUCGGGCUGUUCGGCGACGCGGCGGAAGCGUUCACCCGAGCAAUCGGGUCAUCCAACGAUACCUCUGGAGGCGAGGACGCGCGGACGUGGAGCAACCUGGGCAGUGCUCUGUACAGCAUGUACCUCGAGGCAGUGGGCGAGAGUAAGAAGGCUAAGGAAAACGGUGACGAGAGCGAUGCGCCAACAAACGGACACAAGCGCGGGGACGAUGAGGAGGACGAAGAACCACGGCCGUCGACGAAGAGGACUCCGAAAGAUCCAGCGAUGCUGCUCGUCCAAUCGAUGAAGGCCUACAAACGCGGGGCGUCAAUAGCAGGCGACAAUUGGCGCAUCUGGGACAAUGUCAUCACACUGGCCACGCGCAUGCGGCCCAUGCCGUUCUUUGAGAUCAUCCAGGCGGUGCGGUCCAUCAUCCGGCUCCGCCAGACGGAAGAUGCGCUUGACGACGACAUCCUCAGGCUGCUCCUGACAGAUGGCGUCUUGUCCGUGGAGAAGAAGAACGACGCCAACCCGGGCGGGGUGUACGAGCCGCCCCGCGGGAGCGUGGAGAGGAACGUCAACGAGAUGAUGGAGAACGAGGUCGCGCCGCUCAUCACGAGCCGGUCCGAGCUGUGGGAGCUGGUGUCGCGCGUGAGAGUGUGGAGGAGGGACUACGAGGGCGCUAUCGACGCCUCGGAGAAGGCGUGGCGAGCCGCAGUCGGCGGAGCCACGUCGGGCGCGAGCUCCAUGGGCGGCGGCCUGACUGCCGACUCUGCCAAGUCCAGGUCAGAGGGCGGCGGCGGCGGCGGCGGCGGCGGCGGCGGAAACUGGCUCGAGGACAAGGAGGCGUGGCAGGUCGUGGUUCAGAGGACCGAUGAGCUAGUAGCGGUGCUGGAGAACUACGGCCCGCAGGUGGAGAGCGUCGGGGAGAAGUGGAAGGGAAAGGCUAGGGCUGCGAUCCGUAGCGUGAUGGGCAAGGGCAAGGAGAACUGGGAGGAUAGCGAUGGCUGGCUGACUUUGAAGGGACUCCUAGACGGGCUGAGGGCAUAG